Mollisia scopiformis is the source of this 1306-nucleotide messenger RNA. RefSeq lists its product as uncharacterized. The record is from RefSeq and is a predicted model, not a curated record. NCBI's taxonomy places the organism in Eukaryota, Fungi, Ascomycota, Leotiomycetes, Helotiales, Mollisiaceae. Bases 98 to 853 code for a protein of 251 amino acids. The transcript has a single exon.
GAUGAUCUCAUACUCUUUAUCAUGCAUUAUCUUUUUUCUGAAGCUUGAGCUGUGGCCAAAAAAUUUCUCCAGCUGUUUUUGAGUCGAAAUUGCGAGAAUGUCUGGCUCUGAACGGGAGAGAGAAGAGCAGAGGAAGCCAGAGGAGAUGCAGAACUUACCACCGACGCCAGAAUCUCAUCCACAAGACGAGUUUUCAGCGGAAGGUUCUGAAAGUUCAGCGGCGUCGGAUCGAAGGCGGUAUCAGAGAGGAGGAAGGAAGAAGAGCACAAGUGCGAGAGAACCGAGGAAGAGUCGAAUAGGACCUGUUCCCGAGCCAGAAGGUCAAGAUGAAGAUGAGCAGUACGAGGAAGCGGAACGAGCACUUAUCCAGGACGAACCGGACGAGCCCAUAGGUGAGGAGGAGCACGAUGAUCCAGAAGAAGGAUACUACGAAGAAGGAGAAGAGGAGGAGGAGGAACAAGAAGCUGCCAGUCCGAAGAACGAGACUCUGUGUUCGAAAUGUGCGGCCAAGACUCAACAGCCUGAACAACAGCAGCAGAAGGCACCAUCACCGUUCGAAACGGGCAUCAAGGCAUUCAACCUCAAGAGAGCAGAAGCCUCUGGUGGACGACCGAUCGGUGUGAGAGCGACACCGAAUACGUCGGGCAAGAAAUCCACCGAUUCGAAGAAAUCGAAGAAGACAAAGAAGAGUAGGAAAGCCAAAGUGGAAAGCGACAGUGAGGAAGAAGGGAGUGAUGAUUCUUUUGAAGAGCAGAAGCAGAAACCAAUGUCUAUCAGACUUGAUCUCAAUUUGAUGGUGGAGAUCUUCUUGAAGGCGAAGAUUAAGGGAGAUGUUACGAUUACUUUCUUGUGAAUAUUGCGUUCCUUCUUUGUUCAAGUCAUUGCUGACAUUUGUUUAAGGGAGUAAGAAUCGUGGCUUUCAUCCUGAUUCAGUCACUCAUCCUCUCUAACGACACAUAUCGGAUCAUCAAGAGUUUGGCAUUCUAGCAUGAAGGCGCAAGACGCAUUGCGCUCUUCUGAACCAACUUUUCACGAUGGAACACUUUGCGCAAUACCAACCUUCUCAUCUCCCAUCGGGCUGAAAGGCGCUCACAACCAACUUCCUCGAUCCAAUGCACGCUCUUCCCUCCAUUUUGCCUUCGAACUCAAAUCACGACCAAAUAAGAGUUGGUUGUUAGCCUGGUACUCAGCGGGCACAAAGGCACACGGGAAUACCUCCGCGAGAAGUUGGAAUGCACUAUAAUCGACACCUAUCACUUCGCGCCAAGCAUCGCACGAGGUUAGGCAUUAGCUUUGAACUCAAACG